This is a messenger RNA of Helianthus annuus (common sunflower), 1808 nucleotides long. Its product is annotated as ankyrin repeat-containing protein At2g01680. Gene Ontology annotation, molecular function: protein phosphatase 1 binding; protein phosphatase regulator activity. The transcript has 3 exons. The record is from RefSeq and is a predicted model, not a curated record. NCBI's taxonomy places the organism in Eukaryota, Viridiplantae, Streptophyta, Magnoliopsida, Asterales, Asteraceae. Gene Ontology annotation, cellular component: plasma membrane. The coding region runs from base 198 to 1772 and encodes 524 amino acids.
CGAAUAUUGUAAUCCCCAACCCAACCCACGACCCGACCAAUUAUUAUUCUUAUUCUACUCAAUUUAGUGGCAACAAAAGAUUCUCUCUUCUCUUCUCUUCUCUUCUUCUCACCGUUUAAAAUCGUUAGUUAAACAAACAAACAAGAUAACUAAGAGAGAGAGAGAGAGAGAAUUGACAGCAGGGUUGAUAGACGAUUAUGGACUCAUCAUCAUCAAAAUCGCCGCGAUUUAUUACGCAUCAGGCGUUGUUCUCAGCCGUCCGAUCGGGAGAUGUUGAAACGAUCAAACGGAUUGUAAACGAGGAUGGAGAUUCCGAUGGUUUGAUGGGGAUGCAAAACGACGUCGGAGAGACGGUGGUGUAUAUGGCGGCGGAGAGUGAUUCGAUGGAAGUGUUUGAUUACUUGAUUAAGUUUUGUGAUGUUGAGAGUGUGAAGAUAAGGUCUAAAGCUGAUUUUAAUGCGUUUCAUGUUGCUGCUCAACGAGGGCAUUUAGGCAUUGUUAACAAGCUUUUGGGUUUGUGGCCCGAGCUUUGUAAAGUCUGCGAUGCAAAAAACACGAGCCCAUUGUACUCAGCAGCCGUGAAGGAUCAUCUGGAUGUCGUGAACGCCAUUUUAGAUGCAGAUGCUACUUGCAUAAGGAUAGUGAGAAAGAACGGUAAAACUGCAUUGCAUACAGCAGCCAGAUAUGGUAAAACAAGUAUGGUAAAAACACUUAUCGAAAGAGAUUCGGGAAUUGUGGCGAUUAAAGAUAAAAAAGGUCAAACCGCACUUCAUAUGGCUGUUAAAGGGCAGAGUACUGCUGUUGUGGAGGAGUUGUUGCUUGCGGAUCACUCGAUUUUAAACGAGCGUGACAAGAAGGGUAACACCGCUAUUCAUAUAGCUACUAGGAAAUGCCGAUCAGAGAUUGUAACCUUGUUGCUGAGCUUCACCUCAAUUAGUGUCAAUGUAAUCAAUCAUCAACAAGAAACCGCAAUGGAUAUAGCGGAUAAGCUGAACUACGGCCCACCGAAGUUAGAAAUCAUGGAGGCGCUAACUGAAGCGGGUGCGAAACAUGCUCGUUACGUUGGCAGAAUCGACGAAGAAAUGCAACUUAAACGAACCGUUAGCGACAUCAAACACGAAGUCCACUCGCAACUCUUACAAAACGAAAAAACACAAAGACGGGUUUCGGGUAUUGCUAAAGAACUUAAAAAGAUUCAUAGAGAAGCGGUUCAAAACACGAUUAACUCGUUAACAGUCGUCGCGGUUUUAUUCGCAUCGAUUGCGUUUUUGGCGAUUUUCAAUCUCCCGGGCCAGUAUUGGAACUCGGGUGAACAAGCGGGUGAAGCCCAUAUAGCCCACAAAGCAGCGUUUCGGGCUUUUUGUCUUUUUAACGCCACAUCACUAUUCAUAUCUCUUGCGGUUGUGGUGGUUCAAAUCACGUUGGUGGCGUGGGACACGCGGGCCCAGAGACAGAUUGUUUCGGUUGUGAAUAAGUUAAUGUGGGCAGCCGGGAUUAGUACAAGUGGCGCGUUUUGUUCGAUUGCAUUUGUGGUGGUUGGUAAAAGGAGUACUUGGAUGGCGAUUACGAUUACCGUUGUUGGUGUCCCUAUUCUUGUGGGGACACUUGUGAGCUUGUGUUGGUUUGCUUUUAGGCAACGGUUUCGGUCUUCUGGUAACGAUUCCCAUAGGCGGAUUAGGAGGCCGAGUGGAAGUAAGUCGUUUUCGUGGUCGGCGUAUUCGGCUAAUAUUUCGGAUGAUGAAUCUGAUCAUGAGAAGAUAUAUGCUUUGUGAAUGUUGAGCUUGCCACUAAGGGAUCUAUAUCUUGUA